CUGCAAAAGCAAAACAGACACACCCCCUGAAAAAUCGCGGGAUCCGUGCUUCUACAGAGUAGUCCUCCUGAAAUACAGGUUUUGUAAACUUCGGGACAGUUUUAGUCAGAGUUGCGGUGUUUCCUUUUCAUGUAAGAGAUCAUUUCAGCUCGUUCAGUUCGGUUCUUUCUGUGUUGUUGCUGCUGAAUUUGCGUUUGUGCUGCAGCUUGCUUGCUUGUUGGGGACAAACUGCGUAUUAACUAAAGCAACCUGCGUCCAUGUUUGGUUGAAUCGCAGAGGCUAUGAAAAUCGUGGGCAUGCGGCGGAGGCGCGCGCCUCCGGCGUCCCGCAUCGACAAGAGGAAGACGCGCAUGAACGCGCUCGAGCAGCUGCUCGAGGACAGCGAUGAAGGGUCGUACUGCAGCACGACGACCAGCGACGGCUCUGUAAGCGAGUACCAGGAGUCGGACGACGCGUCCCGCAGCUCGGACAGCGACUCUGAGUCUCCUGCGCCGAAACGCGCGGAUGCGGGAGGCGAUGAUGACGAUGACAACAACAACAACAACAACGACGACGACGACGACGGCGGCGGCGGCGGGACGGAUGAGGAAAAGUGCGCCGUCUCGCGCCGUCGGCGGAAGCGAUCGGCCAGCGCGAGCAUCCUGGACGACGUUACGAGCGAGUCUUCGGACAGCGACGUGGGAGCCGAACCUGUCCGGAAAGCGUCGGGGAAAAAACGACUCAAGCUUUCCGACUCCGAGGGUGAAACUGGCAAGGACAAAGAAGGAGAAGUGGAGGCUAGAGAAGCAGCUGCCAAGAGGAGAGAGAGAAAAAAGAAACUGAUGGAGCUGUUGAAGAAGAGAAAGACGGGUACCCCACUGCGCAGGCGCAGAACCUUGGGUUCGGAGGAGGUCGGAGCUGCGGAAGAUGAAGACAAAGAAGACAAAGAAGACAAAGAAGAAGUGAACGACUCUGAAGACGAGUCCAGUGAGGAGGACAUGGUUCGCUUAAUAGACAGCAGUGAAGAAGAAAAAGAGGCCGACAGUGACAGCUUGAAGGACUUCAUUGUAGAGGAUGAAGAGCAGAAAGAAGGAGAGGAAGAGGAGGAUGUGGUUGAAACAGAGGACAAGAACUUCCUGUCUCACCUUCCACGCCAGUUCAUCACCGGAUCUCAGUUUACCCACUUUCAGGUGGUGGUCAAAGCCUUGUUGAUCAAUGCACUGGACACGUCCUUCCUCAAGACGCUUUACGAUGGUGAAAGGACAAAGCGCUAUGCUGAAGAGAUGAAAUCAUCAUUGCAUCACUUUGAUGAGCGACUGGUGCUUCCGCGUCUGGAAAAUCUAAAGCAGAGGAGCCGCUGGAAAGACCGCUACAAAGAACGGGUUGAGUGUUAUCCCAAAGUGCGAAUUAGUAUGGUGAACAUCCGCACUAAGGGCUGUGAAGCGUGUGAGCUCCACCGAAAUGGCCGCUUCUGUGUGCGUCUGUCCGGGCAGCUGUAUCACAACCACACACUGCAGGAGGACCAGUUCAUGCCCGAUGACUCGCAGAUGUUCUUUGUCGGCUCUGUCUGUGCCAGCCGUACUGAGGUGUACCAUGCGCUCAAACACUUCAAGUACCAUCUGUUUGAGCGCUGCCGCACUGCCCUGGAGGAUCAGAAAGAGGCAGAGCAACAGACGCAGGAGGGAGACGAAGAUGAGCCGGUGAAGGACACCGUGAAUAAAGUGUUCACCAAGCUGAUGGACGAAGGCUGGAUUACUGAGCAAUAUGAUGAAUUUCAGGAACGUCUUAAUGCUGCAGAUUUCUUCCAAGAAGAGAAGUUGGACUGAGAAGUGGACGACUUUUGUUUUAGAGAAAGCACUUCUGUAAAUAGUUUGAUAUUUAACUGAAGACAUAAUUAUCAUCAAAAUCAGUGUCAUUUCAACAUAAUGUUUUAUAAACAUACGAGGUCUUAUUACUUUGUUAUCCAGUUGCUUUUGCAUUUUCCUUUUUAAAUCGGACAUAGGUUUUAUUUUACGCUUGUUGAUGCAAGAGAGUUUGUAAUAUUUAAAAACUACUUAACGCUUGUAAUGGAUGAAACUUACAGAAAAAAGUUAAUAAAUUUACUCUGAGAAAUGUC
Molecule: messenger RNA, 2095 nt
Organism: Pangasianodon hypophthalmus (striped catfish)
Lineage: Eukaryota; Metazoa; Chordata; Actinopteri; Siluriformes; Pangasiidae
Gene: ccdc82
Product: coiled-coil domain containing 82
Exons: 7
Coding region: 282-1805 (507 amino acids)
Cellular component (GO): nucleus
Source: RefSeq, a predicted model, not a curated record